Messenger RNA from Caenorhabditis angaria, 11671 nucleotides. The record is from the annotation of a GenBank genome assembly. NCBI's taxonomy places the organism in Eukaryota, Metazoa, Nematoda, Chromadorea, Rhabditida, Rhabditidae.
AUGAAACUUCUCAUUCUCACCACAUUUUUUGUGGUUUGGCGGGUUCCCGCCACGAAUUGCCAACCACCAACUACAGUAACCCAACAACAACAAUCCACGUCAUCAUCUUCAACUACACCGGCUCCUGAGUGAGUUUUUUUGGGGGGGGGGGGGCCAAAAAAAAACUAGAAGAUUCUGUCCAGUUUUCACUUGUGUAGUGAACCUAAUUAAGAAAAGACGGGAUUUUUUAAUUGGGUUUUGACAUACUUUUUUUUCUCUGCGUCUCUCACUCUCUCGCAAUUUUUGGCGCGAAAAAACGUGAAACGUGAAAAAUUUUCAUUUUUCAAAUUUUUUUUAAUAGAUUUUUUGAAAUUUGAAUUUUUGGCGCCAAAAAAAUUAUAUUCAAAUUUUACUGUGGAUUUUAAGAUUGCUCAUUUUAGCCUAAAUCUGAAGGAAAAUUUUGGGAAUAUGAUUGCUCAUAUUAGGCUCGAAAAUCCGGGGAAGAUUGCUCAUAUUAAAAACCCUUUGAGAGGGAUUGCUCAUAUUAGGAAAUUUUUGGCAACGAUUGCUCAUUCUAAGCAUAGAAAAUGCUUGCUCAUAUUAAAAAAAUAAUACGUGAAGAUUGCUCAUAUUAAGAACAUUUAGGAAUUAAGAACAUUUAGCAUUGCUCAGGUUAAACCACAUCAGGCAAAUAUUGCUCAUAUUAGCCUAAAUCCAAGGGAAACAUUUGGCAAAGAUUGCUCAUUCUAAGCAUAGAAAAUGAUUGCUCAUAUCAAAAAAUUUAGAAAAUAUUGCUCAAGAAUAUUUAGGAAGCAAUGCUCAGGUUAAAAUACCUCAGGGAAACAUUGCUCAUAUUAAAAACAUUCAGGAGGCAUUGCUCAGGUUAAAAAAUUUCAGUGAAAGAUUGCUCAUAUUAAGCAACUCUUCCUCAAACAUUGCUCAUAUUGAAAACAUUCAGAAAGCAUUGCUCAGGUUAAAACACCUCAGGGAAACAUUGCUCAUAUGAAUCCAAUAUUUCCAGGCCGCCCAUCUACCUGCUCGUUUCUCCAUCCGUCUUCCGACCCUCUCAAAACUACACAGUCUCUAUGAAUAUUCUGCGCCGUCCCACCGCUCCCGGCGACGAAUUUCUGGUGCGCCUUUCGAUUGUGAAUCGCGCCAACGACACGUUCGCCGGUCGUGUAUUUCACGAGAAGAACAUCGAGUUGGCACGCGCUCAAAUCAUCGAUCUGACCCCACCGGAUGAUGCGAUCUUCGAUCCCACCGAUGGAUAUCGAUUGAUGUUUCAGAUUGAGAAUGUUAACGGGGAUGUGUUGUGUGCGGAUAGGCAUGAUUUGCGGUUCGAUUCGAAGGCGCUGUCGAUUUUUGUGCAGACUGAUCGAGCUGUUUAUCGACCGGCUGCGUUGGGUGAGCAAUUUUGGAGCAUUUUGACACCCCACAAGCCUAUUUUUGAAAAAGGAACCCGCUCUGUAGACUUUGCCACGUGGAUUUUUGAAAUUAUCAUUAGCUUCAUCGCAUUCCACGUGAAAUUUGGAGCAUUUUGACACCACACAAGCCUAUUUUCAGAAAAAAAUUAGAGAAAGGCUACCCCCCCCCCGGUCACUAAAACCUAAGGGGGUACUGUAGUCUUUGCCACGUGGAUUUUUGAAAUUAUGAUCAGCUUCAUCGCUUUCCACGUGAAAUUUGGAGCAUUUUGACACCCCACAAGGAUAUUUUCAGAAAAAAAUUAGAAAAAAGGUACCCCCCCCCCCAUAUAGAUUUUGCUAGAAUUCACGUGGAACUUUGAAAAUUCAUGCUGCUCUCAAUUAUUUGUGAAAUUCGUGAUCUUUAUAAAAUUUGGAGCAUUUCGACACCCCACAAGGAUAUUUUCGAAAAAAGUACCCCCCCCUCCUUAUGGGUCCCGCCACGAAAACCGUAUCAAAAUGACCCGCGAAACGAGGAGAAUUCAAAAAAUUUUCCAGUGCAAUACCGUGCAAUUCUUCUACGAUCCGAUCUCAAACCCUACAACGACACAGCAACCAUAAAAGUUUACGAUCCGAAUGGUAACCUCAUUUCACAAAUCAUCGAUGCUAAUCUCACCAAAGGUACGGUAUUUUCAAAGUUUAGUAUGAGCAAUGGGGAUUUUUUUGAAAAAUUUUGUUUUAAUUUUAAUUUUUAAAAUUUUUUUUUAAAUUUUUUUUGAAUUAAAUUAAAAAAAUUUUUUUUUUAAUAUGAGCAAUGCUUUUUUGCAGGAGUCUACAGUGGAAAACUGCAAUUGGCCGAUGAAUGUUUGUUGGGAGAUUGGCGGAUUACUGUAGACGCGAAACGUAAUGGACAACAGGAGGGCAGUUUUACAGGUGAGCAAGACAUUUUUUGGCUCCAAAAAAUUGUCUGCCACGUGGCAAACAAGUUUUUCCCGCCGCGAAUUUUCAAAAAUUCAAAUUUUUUCUGGAAUUUUGAUCUCUAAUUGCAGUUGGCUAGACUAUAGUUUAGUUUUGCAGAUCCAUAAAAAUCUAGUGUAACUAGACUAUAGUUUUAUUGGCAAAAUUCACCAAAAAUCUAUAGUUUUGCUUUGUACAGACUAGACUAUAGUCUUGCUUUGAUUCAAAAAGUAGUCUAUGACGUGGCAAAUUCACCAAAAAUCAAUAGUGCUGUUUUGUAUAAACUAGACUAUAGUUUUGCUUUGUACAGACUAAACUAUAGUCUUGCUCAGAAUCAAAAUGUAGCCGAUGACGUGGCAAAUCCACCAAAAAUAUAUGUAUAGUGUAGUUUUGUAUAAACUAGACUAUAGUUUUGCUUCAAAUAAACUAGACUGUAGUCUUGUUUAGUAUCAAAAUAUAGCCUAUGACGUGGCAAACCACCUCAACCCCAUACUUUUUUCAGUCGAUCAAUACAUCCUGCCAAAAUUCGACGUGCAAAUCAAAACGCCCAGCUUCAUCACAGUCAAUCAAAAUCUGUCGGUUCUCGUCUCAGCCAAAUACACAUAUGGAAAAGGUGUGUCGGGAAAAGCCAAAGUCUCACUUCAACUCCCGUGGCAUCAAUGGCAUAUGGUCGAACAGCAGCCGGUUUUGGUGGAUUCCUCAAAUGGUGGUGCGACAACUGAGGGUGGCGAAAAAGCGGUGCAGAUUUUGGAGAGAACACUGAAAUUGAAUCGAGCCGGCGAGGCGACUUUCGAUUUUUAUAAUAGCGAACUGAAGGCGCAUAAUUUGUUGCAGGUGAGUAUUUUGAGUACAAAUAUGACUAUUUUUUGUUGAAAUUCGGUUUUUUCGGGUAAUUUGGAGCAUUUUGAUACCUCACGAGCCUACUUUCAAUUUACUUUAGGGGUCCCACAGCGAAAAACUUUGAAAAUUCAAAUUUAAGUUUUUCGCGGGUACAGUAUUUCACAGAACUAACCUAUGUGCCUUUAAAAUUACACUAUAUCUAAAAUGAGCAAUGUUUGGCUCUCAAAAUGCUCCAAAUUGACCUAUGCGUCUUUCUGAAUUAUCAAACUAGACUAUAGGCUUGCUUAGAUUCGAAAUAUAGCUUGUGACAUGUGAACUAGACUAUAGUCAUAGUUUGGUAUCAAAAUAUACCUGGCAAAUCCACCAAAAAUAAAGUGAACUAGACUAUAGUCUUGCUUAGAUUCGAAAUAUAGCUUGCUGCGUGUGAACUAGACUAUAGUCAUAUUUGGUAUCAAAAUAUAGGUUACGACGUGGCGAAUCCACCAAAUCUCUUAAUUAAACUAGACUAUAGUCUGAAUUUGCAGGAAUACUUCAGCUCGAUCCGCAUCAUUGCCAGCGUCACCGAAGACAUCACCGAAAUCGAGCGAAACGCCACUCACACUCUCUCAACAUACCGUGACGAAGUGAAACUUAUCACCGAAAAACAAGGCGACACUUUCAAACCGGGUCUCCAAUACAACGUGGCAAUCCUCUUGCGCAAAAUGGACGACAAUCCGCUUGACGCAACGCUCCCCAAACGCGUACAAAUCACCACAUUCUACAAUUACCCGUAUAAUCAUGAGACCGCCCAAAUUCACGAGGAAAAAGAGACGAAAAUUGUGGAAGUUGAUGCGCAUGCCACAACUCAACUUACACUAAAUCCACCAAUUAAUUGUACGAGCCUGAGAAUUGAGGCACUCUAUGAUAUCUCGGGUCAGGAUAAUUUCACCAAUACACCCAUCUUCACGUCACUCUAUGUUGAUGCUGCCGUCUCGCCGAGUGCCACAUUCUUGCAAUUGAUUUCGGAUAAAGAGGGACCGGUGGAAGUGGGAAAGACGUUGAGUUUUACGGUUAAAAGUACCAAGGAAUUGAGUGUUUAUAAUUAUCAGGUGAGAGAGAUUUUGAGUUUUGACACGUUAAACACACAAAUCGCGACGAGACCCAACAAAAAACAACAUGUUCCUUUAAGAUACUGUAGAAUUUCGCAGCGGGACCAAUUUACAGUAAUGCAAAAGGUCAAAGGAACAUGCUAUUUUCCGUCGGGUCUCGUCGCAAUUUUUAUAUCGUGUUCCUUUAAGAUACUGUAGAAUUUCGCAGCGGGACCAAUUUACAGUAAUUAAAGGAACAUGCUGUUUUUCGUUGGGUCUUGUUGCAAUUUGUAUGUUCAGAGAUUUUCAACAAAAUUUGCAUUUGCGCUCUACUGAACUAUAAUUUUUGAGCUAAAAUACUUAGGGUAUUUUUAGCUAGAGAACUUGAAACCUCGCAAAUUUUUGCAUUCGCGCUCUAUUGAACUAAUUGUUUUAUAAUGGAAAAUUUGAAAAAUUGAUUCAACAGAAGGUUGCAUUUACGCUCUACCGAAAUAUUGACUUUAAACUAAAAAAACUCAAAUUCUCAAGAGAAGUUGCAUUUGCGCUCUAUUCAACUAUUGAUUUUUCAAUUAAAAAAACCCCCAAAUGCGCUCCAUUGACAAAAAUCCAUCUAACGUCGUUUCCAGGUGAUGAGUCGCUCAAAAAUCGUGGCAGCCGCCCAACACACACCCUCGCCACCCACCACAACAACCACCAUCACAUUCACAGCCACACCCGAAAUGGCGCCCAAAUCUCGCCUUGUCGUCUACGCGAUUGGCGAAGAUUCGCGCGAAGUUCUGGUGGAUGCGUUGGAUUUCGAGGUGGACGGUGUCUAUCAGAAUGACGUGCAAUUGACCAUUGAUCACACUGAGGCUCUACCAAAAACGAUGGUUAAUGUGAAGGUUUGUCGGACGUGGAAUUUGACGCAUUUUGAUACCAAACAUGCGAUUUUUCUGACUAUUUAGAGGAUUUCGGCGUUUUGUUGCUCAUUUUAACCAUUCUGCAAGAAAAAUCAUUUCAAAUAACCCAUUUUCAGUCAAAAAUGAACAUUUCGAAAAAAAACAAAAAAAAACAAAUUUGUCCGAGAGAAGUACACGGGGUGUGUGGAUUUCUAGGCCACGGCCAGCAAAUUUCUCAUUUUUUUUUUUUCAAAAUGUCUGUUUUUUCACGCAAAAAUUUUCAGGUGACAGCCGAUAAAGAUUCAUUUGUGGGUCUGUUAGCCGUGGAUCAAAGUGUGCUGUUGCUGAAGUCUGGAAAUGAUUUGACUCGCGAAAAAGUCGAGCUGGAUCUGGAGAAUUUCGAUAGUAUUUUGGGCGGUGGAUUUGGUGGCAGGAAUUGGGAGGGAAUUGUUGAGAGAAGAAGACGGAGAAGAAGAAGCUUUUUCCGACCAAUGUGGGGAAUUAGUGGAAAUGAUGCGGAGAGUGUUUUUUCGGUGAGUGAUUUUCUGAAAUUCGAGAUUUUCAGCCUGAAAAUAGUUUAAUAUUUUUUUUUGCAGAAUGCUGGAAUGAUUGUGCUCACCGACGCUCUACUGUACAGAGAAGGUGAGUAUAACCUAAGCCUAGCCUAAGCCUAAUCUAAGCCUACCCUAAGCCUAACCUGAUCCUAGCCUAAGCCUAACCUUAGCCUAGCCUAAGCCUAACCUGAUCCUAGCCCAAGCCUAUCCCAAGCCUAAUCUGAGCCCAACCUAAGCUUAACCUGAGCCUAGCCUAAGCCUACCCUAAGCCUAACCUGAGCCUAGCCUAACCUAACCUAACGCUAGACUAGGCCUAACCUAAGCCUAGCCUAAGCCUAGAUUAGGCCUAACCUUAGCCUAGCCUAGGCCUAACCUGAGCCUAAGCCUAGCCCAAGCCUAACCUAAACCUAGCCCAAGCCUAACCUAAGCCCCCUAAGCCUCACCUAAGCCUAGCCUAAGCCUAAGCCUAAGCCUAACCUAAGCCCCCUAAGCCCCCAAUCCUCCCAAAAAAAAUUAUUUCAGAGCAACCCAUCGCGUUGCGAACACCUGGCGGAAUUCUCAGCGACAGCAUAAUGCUCGAAGCAGCCGCCAUGCCCACCAACAAAAUCGGCGCAUCCGGAAACGCUCCGCAAAUCCGCCGCUUCUUCCCGCACACCUGGAUUUGGCACGACUCGGAGACCGGCGAAAUCGCACUCAAUCUUCCGGCUCCCGACACAAUCACCACGUGGAUCGCCACCGCGUUCGCCGUCAACGCGGAAACCGGAUUGGGAAUUGCGGCGCAGCCGGUGAAAUUGAAAACCUAUCAGGAUUUUUUCAUUCGGCUGAGUCUACCGUACUCGGUGAAACGUGGCGAGAAAUUUGCGCUUCUCGUGCAACUUUUCAACUAUGAGGAGAAGGAGGUGGAUAUUACGGUAACUUUGGAGUACGAUGCGAUGAGCGGAUUCGAUUUGUUGAGGAAGGAUGGAACUGUCGUGAAGCGGUAGGUGGAUUUUCAAAGAGCCCGGGAAAUUCGGAGCAUUUUGACACCCAACAUGAUAUAUUUUAAGGGGGGGGGGUGUCACGUGGAUUUUCGAGCUUUCUCAAGCUAACUAUGAUUUUCCACGUGGAAUUUGACGCAUUUAGACACCUCACAUGGUCCUAAAUUACGGUUUUCGUGGUGGGACCCUAUACAGUACCCAGGGGGGAUACACUUUUUUUCAAAAUUUCAGUUGAAUAUAGGCUUGUGAGGUGUCAAAGUGACCGGGAUUCUGAAAAUUCACGUGGCGCUUUCCCAAAAAUAAUUGCCACGUGGCAUUUUCCAAGGGGGAUACACUUUUUUCAAAAUUUUAGUAAAAUGUAGGCUUGUGAGAUGUCAAAGUAACCGGGAUUCUGAAAAUCCACGUGGCAUUUUCCAAGGGGGGGGUCACAUUAUUUUUUAAAUUUAUCCGAAAUACCUCUUGUGGGGUGUCGAAAUGACCAGAAUUCCACGGGGAUUCUGAAAAUCCACGUGGAAAUUUCCGAAGAACAAUUCCCACGUGGUUUUUUCAGUAAGGGGGGGGGGUCACACUUAUUUUUAACUUUAUCCGAAAUAUCUUAUGUGAGGUAUCAAAAUGACUGGAAUUCUACGGGAAUUCUGAAAAUCCACGUGGAAAUUUCCGAAAAAAAAUUGCCACGUGGCAUUUUUUCAGUGAGGGGGGUCACAUUUUCAAACUUUAUCCGAAAUACCUCUUGUGGGGUGUCAAAAUGAGCGAAAUUCUACGGGGAUUCUGAAAAUCCACGUGGCGCUUUCCCAAUAAUAAUUGCCACGUGGCAUUUUCCAAGCGGGGGGGGGGGGUCACACUAUUUUUUAGCGUUAUCCAAACUAUCUCGUGUGAGGUGUCAAAAUGAUCAGAAUUGCACGGGGAUUCUGAAAAUCCACGUGGCGUUUUCCCAAAAAGAAUUGCCACGUGGAUUUUUGCGAAGGGGGGGGGGUCCCAUUAUUUUUUAAAUUUAUCCGAAAUACCUUGUGUGAGGUGUCAAAAUGAUCAGAAUUGCACGGGGAUUCUGAAAAUCCACGUGGCGCUUUCCCAAAAAGAAUUGCCACGUGGCAUUUUCCAAAGGGGGGGGGUCACACUUUUUUCAAAAUUUCAGUAAAAUAUAGGCUUGUGAGGUAUCAAAAUGACCAGAAUUCCACGGGGAAAAUCCACGUGGCAAGCAAUCUACGAAAAUUCCAAAAUUCAAUUUUUGCAGAGACGAAUUGGUGCAGGAGAAUAUUCGAGUAGUGAGUGUAGCCGGUUCGGGAGCCACAAAACCCGUCUACUUCCCAAUUGUGCCCUCGCAAAUCGGCGAAAUCAACAUCACAAUCGCCGCGAUUUCCGCAGACGGCAAAAUCGGUGAUGCGGUUUCAGAAGUGCUACGCGUUGAGCCGCAAGGCUACAAGGUUUCUCGCAAUAUUCCAUUUAUCAUUGAUUUAUCCACCCAAAAUUCAACCACAACUAAUUUUGAUCUACCACCAGUCCUCACCAAGUCUUUAGAAUGGCCAAGUGAUUUGGUGGAUGCGUCGGAAAAGGCCCGAAUUGAAAUAAUUGGAGAUAUCAUGGGUCCGUUGAUGGAUCGUGUUGGUGAUUUGGUUGAAAUGCCCUAUGGUUGUGGAGAGCAGAACAUGCUCAAUUUGGUGCCGAAUAUUUUGGUGUUGAAGUAUUUGGAAGAGACGAAACGGAGUAAACCGGAACUUGAGGCGAAGGCCAAGAGAUAUAUUGAAGCGGGUGUGCAGAGGGAAUUGACUUUUAGGUGAGUUCACUUUUUGAGUCAUGGAAUUUGGAGCAUUUUGAGAUCUCAUAGGCUUAUAGGCCAUUUUUUGUAAGAAAACAUUUCGCAUGUUAAAAAUUUUUUAAAUUUAAUUAUAGUCUGGAUUGCUCAGGUUAAACUUACCAUGAAAAUUUAAUUAUUUGAAUAUUUAAAUAUUGCUCAUGUUUACUUAAAGUCAAAGUUUGCAGAGUAAAGAAUUUUCAGGUUCCGAUUCUGAACUAAAAAAUCCACGUGUCAAGAAAUUUCUGAAACUUUUUGAGAUUUUCAGUCAAACACGGCCAUACAAGGCGCCCGUUGAGUCAGACGCGAGACGACGAGAGUAUGAUGACGUCAUUAGACUCUCGUCGUCUCUCGUCUGACCCGACGGGCAAUUGGAGUAAAUGGUCGUGCAAAAAGACUAGAAACCCGUGUUUGUACUCAAAAUGCUCCAAAUUCAGCUCCUGAAAAUUCUUAUUUUCCAGACAUGACUCCGACAAAUCGUUUUCCGCAUUCGGAAACGCGGACCCAAAAGGUUCGACAUGGCUAACCGCAUUCGUCAUCCGCGCCUUCAAUCACGCCAAACCCUACACGUUCAUCGAUGAAAAAAUCAUCCACGACGCAAUUUCGUGGCUCAACUCCGAGCAAAUGGAAAGCGGCGCAUUCGCCGAACACGGCGAGGUCCAUCACAAAGAUAUGCAAGGCGGUGCGCAAGCCGGCGGAAUUACCCUAACCGCCUACGUCACAAUCGCAAUGUUGGAGAAUGGUGUGCGGAAUGCGCAAGCGUUGCGGUUCCUCGAGAAACACUUCGCGGAAGCGGAACAUAAUGCGUAUGCGUUGAGUAUCAUUUGCUAUGCGCUGAAAUUGGCCGGAAGUGAACAGUUUGAAGCAGCUUGGGAGAUGUUGGAGAAGCAGAAGCGGGAGGAAAAGGGAACGUUGAGAUUUGGAGCGGUUUCGAAUGGUGGUGGAAGUGUGGUGAAGGGAUAUAGCUUUCAGGUUGGUUUGGGGGGAGGGGGGGAGCAUUUUGAUAUGAAAUAUGAGGGGAGGUUAGACAGCUAGAGAACAUGAGACAAGUUAGAGAUGCAGAGACACGACCAUUUACUCCAAUUGCCCCUCGGGUCAGACGAGAGACAACGGGAUUCGAGAUAUUUUCGAGAAAAUACGUGUCCCUUUGAAAAAAUACCGUAUUUUGUUUCAAGGAACACACGUGUUUUAUUGAAAAUAUCUCGAAGCGAAAUUCAUUUUCGGGAUAUUUUUGCAAAAUACUCUCGUCGUCUCGCGUCUGACUCAACGGGCGUCUUGUAUGGUCGUGAAGAGAAGCCAUACAACUAGAGAGCAUAAGGGAGUCAGAGACUCAGAGGUGGCAGGCAGCCAGAGAGCAUAAGUAAGUCAGAGACUCAGAGAUGGUAGGCGGCUCGAUGAAAGAUAACGUUAGAGAUUUAGAGAUGUCAGACAGCUAGAUGAAAGAAAGACGUUAGAGAUUUAGAGAUGCAGAGAAACUAGAGAUCACGAGUGAGUUAGAGACGCAGAGAAGUUAGAAAGCUAGACAUUUGAAGAGCACUAUACGAUCAAAGAGUUAGAGUGUCAGAGAAAUCAGCUAGAGAGCAUGCAAAUGUGAGAGACGCAGAGAAAAAAUCUAUAUUUUGUUCCAGGCUCGACCGGUCGACAUCGAAACCACCUCCUACGCCCUACUCUCACUCCUCGACUCGUCUCCCUCGCCUCUCCCAAAUGACUCAUUGGCCCUAGUCCGCUGGCUCAUCUCCCAACGAAACGCUCUCGGUGGAUUUAGCUCAACUCAAGAUACCGUAGUCGCGCUGCAAGCUCUCGCCAAAUACGGUGCUCUAACAUAUCCGGGCCCGCGCGACGACUCCACAGUACCCCUGGUUACAGAACUGCAAAUUCUGAAUGGUAAAAACGCGACCGGCUUCUGGAUCUCACCGGAAAAUGCGACGGUCUUGCAAUCGGCGCCGAUUUUGAACAUCAGGGAACCGAUUUCGAUCAACCUGGUCGAGAAUUCGAAUUCGACCAACUCGGCAGGUGUGCUCUUUGGUCAACUGGUUUAUAGUUAUUAUCGAGAGACGUUGAAUAGUGAUGCGCCGUUCUUCUGCAGUCAGGAGAUCAAGGAAUUGCGGGCCGGCAAUCGAUUGCAGUUGGAUUUGUGUUGCAAGUAGGUUUUUUGUCAGAGUCUGCGUGGAAUUUGGAGCAUUUUGACACCCCACAUUGUGUACUUAUCCUAUUUUCCAGCUACACUAAAACUGGAAAAUCGAACAUGGCUUUGGCUGAAAUCGAAAGUUUGACUGGCUAUCGUUUCGAUGGCGAACAAAUCAAUACUCUGCGAAAUAUUGAGGAUUUGCAGAGAGUUGAGUUGCAGAAAGACGAUACCAAAAUGAAUGUGUAUUUUAAUCCGGUGAGUUAUUCUGCUCUGCGUCUCUGACUUGAUGUGUAGAUGUCUGGUUUCUCUGCUCUCUCCCUUUAGUUAUGUAAUUUCUCUCACAUUUCUGCAAUCUCUCAACUCUCUAGAUAUCUCUCUCCUCUGCGUCUCUAACAUACCCGGCUUCUUUGCGCUCUCUCGUUAUCUGCCUUCCUAGCUUCUCUGAAUCUCUAGUAUUACUACGUUCUCUAUUUUGUCUGGUUUCUCUACCCUCUUGUGCAAAUCCGGCUGUCUCUCCGUCUCUACCCUUUGAAUGAUCUCUAUCUAUCUGCGUCUCUCCAGCGCUCUAUAUUCUCUACCCUCCCUGUUUUCUAUGCGUCUCUAACUUCUCUACCUCUCUAACUCUCUCAUAUGUUUUUUUUUUCCCAGCUCGGCUCCAAACCCGUCUGCCUCUCUCUCUACUCCGAUGUCACAUAUCAAGUAGCCGACCUAAAACCCGCCAACUUCCGACUCAUCGAUUAUUACGAUCCAGAAGAUCAACUCAAAUUCACCUAUUCACCCAAAAUGGCGCGAAGUUUGGGCGAAAAAUGCGGCGAAGAUUGCUGGCCACCACCACCUUCUGAAACACCGAUCCCAUCGAAUUCCGAAGAUUCCGAUGAAAAUGGUGCUGGAGUUCAAGGUGCGAUUGUGUGGAUGAGUUUUGCUGUGAUGAUUUUGGCCCGAAAUUUUUGAAUUUUUGCAUGUUUAUUAUAAUAGUGUGUGUGAAAUUACGGUUAUUGAUUUAUUGAUUUUUUUAAAAAAUAAAUUUGUUGUUUGUGUGUUAUGACGUGGCAAAUUUUAAGCUGAAUAUUGAUUUUUUGCAGAGUUGCCGGAAGUUCAAUAA